AUGUUAGGACCACUCAAAUAUAUCAUCGAAAGUAAUAUUGUAACACAAGUAAGUUCUAACUCCGAUUAUAAAUGUUCUGAAAAUCAAGACAGGAUGCGAGAGACAAAGGCGGGCAGUCGGUGCGCCGCCAAACACAGACUCAGAGGUUUUCCCGCCCAAAGCUACGAGCUGCGCCGCGAGCACAUGCAUGUCAUAUGCAUA
Brenthis ino (lesser marbled fritillary) is the source of this 201-nucleotide messenger RNA. The record is from the annotation of a GenBank genome assembly. Lineage: Eukaryota; Metazoa; Arthropoda; Insecta; Lepidoptera; Nymphalidae.